Saccostrea echinata is the source of this 3684-nucleotide messenger RNA. RefSeq names its product E3 ubiquitin-protein ligase MIB2-like. Bases 82 to 3615 code for a protein of 1177 amino acids. Gene Ontology annotation, molecular function: DNA binding; protein dimerization activity; metal ion binding. Lineage: Eukaryota; Metazoa; Mollusca; Bivalvia; Ostreida; Ostreidae. The transcript is spliced from 22 exons. Gene Ontology annotation, cellular component: cytoplasm. The record is from RefSeq and is a predicted model, not a curated record. Gene Ontology annotation, biological process: regulation of DNA-templated transcription; protein ubiquitination.
UUUUAGAACAAAAUAUUUCCUGUUCCAUUGUGUGAAUUUCCACUUUCAUUUUGAUUAAUCAAAGGUCUUAUUCUUUUGGGUAUGGUAUUUGACAUUGGAAUCCGUGUAGUGAGGGGACAGAACUGGUCGUGGGGUGACCAGGAUGGAGGUGAAGGUCACUUAGGGACGGUGGCAGAAAUUGGACAUGAGGAGAGUUCCGGCAAGGUGCCCCCAAAGUGUGCUCAGGUCCAGUGGGACAAAGGCUACAGGAAUAUGUACAGAGUGGGGUACGAAGGGCAAUAUGACCUAAGGAUCUACGAUACAUCAGCCCUCGGAAUUAAGCAUGACAGAGUGUGUACUAACCCAGGCUGUGAAGAACCGGAAAUAUUUGGGAUGUUGUGGCAAUGUGACCAAUGUUCUGACGUGGUGCUGUGUAGUAAAUGUUACCAUAGCGACAAACAUGACAUCAUCCACAAGUUCACGCGGUUUGACUAUCCCGGUCACGAGGGAUGUUCUGUUCCUAAGAGGCAGUUAAGCAGCAGACAGAAGCUGUUUGGGAUUUUUGAAGAUGCUAAGGUGACUCGAGGAAUUGACUGGAGAUGGGAAAACCAAGAUGGUGGGGAUGGCAAUACAGGUACAGUACUUGCGAUUGUGAACUUCACCCUGGACACGGAUCAUGACGGAGUGGAGGUCGCCUGGGAUUCAGGUCACACUAAUGUCUAUCGCCUUGGUUACAAAGGCUGUGUCGAUGUCAAGGCCGUAGAAGCUUCCAGUGGAGGGUUUUAUUACAAAGAUCACCUUCCUAUCUUCAAAUUGCCAGAUCAGCCUCGACCUGGACCAAACCAAGCUGCUAGAGAGGGGGGUGCCUCAGAGGCCCCUCCUGAGGAGGAGGGGAGGCUGAAGAAAGGGGACAAAGUCAAGAUAGGAGUGGAUCUAGAUACGCUCCAGAUGAUCCUCAAGGAAUCCAAGAACUGGAAUGAAAGAAUCGUGGAGUGUAUUGGAGUCAAUGGGUCAGUAUUGCUCGUUAAUGGACAACAAAUUACUGUGGAUUUUAAUGGGAAGAAAUGGACUCUCCAUGAAAUGGCCUUGGCCAAGAUAGAGCAAUAUGUGAAGGACCAAGUAGUGAAAGUAGAGAAUGAUGCAACAAAUGUACACCAUCUACAGAAUGGCCAUGGUCCAUGGGAGGAGAGCAUGAAAAAGUUCCUAGGGAAGAAGGGUCGAGUUGUGAGUGUGGACUCAGACGGAGAUGUGACAGUUAGCUUUGGGAUCCAGGUAAUUAAGUUCAACCCUGAGUGUCUGACACCAUCUGGAGGGAGUCCCGAUGAAUUUAAAGAGGAGGAAACACCACAGCGAUCAGAGGACACUGAAAAGAAAGUGGAAGAAAGUUCAACCACCACUCAACAAUGCACCCCAGAAAAUACACUACAACACACUCCAGAUCAUACACCUCAGCGCACCCCACAACGUACCCCACAGCGCACCCCACCAAGAUCACGCUCUCCCUCCCCUGAUGAACGGAGAUCACGGAGCUCCUCAGAAGAACAGGAGUAUGAAGAUCCAGAUCCAAACUUGAGAGACAAGUUUAAGGAGGCUCUAAAGAAAGGGAAAAGCAAAGAGGUCUUAGAAAUGAUACAGAGGACUCCAGCACUAGUGCACUGCUCAUUUGAGAAUGGCUACUCUUCGCUGACCUUGGCUUGUGAUCAGGAGAAGUGUGAUCCUUCUGUUGUGGAGGCCAUGUUGAAAUUUGGGGCCAAAAUGGACAAUCAAGCGGCUCCACCUCUGUUGACAGCAGUCAGAAAAGGUAAUAAAGAAGUAGUACAACUUUUGCUGGACAGGGGAGCUAACCCAGACAUCACAAACAAUAAUGGCCAGACUGCAGUCCACAUCGCUGUACAGAAGGAAAACAAGGACAUCCUCAGGAUCCUCCAGAAAAAAUGUGACUUCAAUAUCACUGAUAAACUUGGAGACAGCCCGGUGUCUGAUGCCAUCACUGUUGGGGAUCCUGAAAUCAUAGAUAUUGUUUUCAGUUGGCCAAGAAUCAACCUUGAGUUUAAAAAUAAGCUGGGUUUCUCACCCAUCCAUCUAGCAGCCAGAAAAGGAGAUACGCAUGCUAUGCGUCAGAUCCUACAGAAAUGUCCUAAAGCCAUAAACAAACAAAAGGAUGAUGGGUACACAGCUCUCCAUCUCGCUGCCUGCAUGGAUCAUGAUGAUAUCGCCAAAAUCCUACUGCAAAAUCAUGCCAAGACAGCAAAACAGACAGAAGCUGAGGGCCAAACACCACUUCACAUCGCUGCUAUUUACGGCAGCUACAAAACGGCAAGAUGUCUCAUUGAAGAAGGGAAGGCCAAUGUUAAUGCCCCCGAUGAAAACGGAAAUAAUGCUCUCCACCUGUGUCUGAUGGGGAGACCGGCUGUCAUGGAGUUUGCAAAGAUGCAGAAGGCAGACUCUGGACAAACAGACAGCUCCUUGGAGAAAGAGAAGCUAGAGAUAGCGGCUCUACUGAUCCAGCAUAAGGUACAGACGGAGCUGAGGAACAACGAGGGGAAGACGCCGCUGGAGGUAGCCGUGUCUCAGACAUUGAGGGAGAGCGUGGAGAACCUCAUACAGGAAAAAAUGGAUCCAUCAGUACGUCCUAAAAAACCGCCGCAAUGUCAAGUGUGUGAGGAAGAGGACGCCAAGCUAAAGAUACACCCCUGUGGCUGUCGGGUGUGUGAAGACUGCAUCCCAAAGCGACUCAAAAAAUGUCCCAACUGCGGCGAACUGGCUAAGAAAGCAAUGAGUGUACGUGCAAAGAAACCUAGUUUGACAGAAAAGAUGAAGAAAGCUUCCGAAAAUCAAACACCCAUCAGAAAGGCCAAUAAACCACAAACAGAGAGAAAAAGAAGAGAGAGAAUCAACAAAUGUCUGGGACAACUUAAAGCCCUCGUCAUGAAAGCUACAGGCAAAGAUGAGAAAAAGUACCCUCGGUUGGAGAAAGCAGACAUCCUGGAGAUGGCAGUGAACCACCUGUACGCCAUGAACACCAAACAAGGUAGUAGAGAACCAGACGACAGAUACAGAGAGGGGUACAGUCGCUGUAUCAGCGAGGUCCUCCAUUGCCUCCGCUCCGAGCAGAAAAUCGACACCGUCACUAAGACCAACCUCAUCAACCACUUCACCGUCUCCCUCCGCCAUCUCUCCACAACCAAUCACAGCACAGGUUACGUGAACCAGGGGUUCGAACUGAGCAGCCAUAGCGAUAGUUCCUCCACUUCCAGUCAGCAGCUGUAUCCUAGCAACAUUCCAUGUCAUGAGGGUGUCCAGGAAGUACCACCAUUUGUCCAGCCUAAGUACGCCGAGGUCUACCUUCAGGACCAGAACUUGUACAUGGACUUCUACAACGCCCCCCUCGAUGUCCGCCCAGCAGAAGUUUACUCCGCCAUUACCGAUCGUGUGCCUACUGAGUUCCAGCCGCCACGCUCUCCUUUCCACUCAGACAUCGGUGUUCCUCUCCAUACCUCUACCCCUGUAGCGAAGAAGAGACUUAGUGUGAUCCCCAGCUUCCCCGCACUGGAGGACAUCAACAUCAGUGACUGUGUGACCACUUCCUCUUCCUCCGAUAGCGGAAGUUCCGCCGGCCCCUGGCGUCCAUGGUAGCCAGUUAGACAGUGACUAGUGCUUCAAAAUGACAUAGUGCCAAUGAACAAUUCAAACCCUUGGUUUGUG